Messenger RNA from Dunckerocampus dactyliophorus (ringed pipefish), 3708 nucleotides. RefSeq lists its product as uncharacterized. The coding region runs from base 845 to 3358 and encodes 837 amino acids. The transcript has 21 exons. NCBI's taxonomy places the organism in Eukaryota, Metazoa, Chordata, Actinopteri, Syngnathiformes, Syngnathidae. The record is from RefSeq and is a predicted model, not a curated record.
UGCAAUCAUAGCCAAGGUUUUUACUUACUAAAAGGAAGCUAGAGGCUUAAUAAUAACUGAUAGAAUAUAUCCACCACCCACAGAACAAAGCUGUGCUAGUAAUGUCUUACGCUUGUUUUUCAUAUUUUACUUUUUAUCCGGCAGAGUGUCAUUACAGCUUUAGUUCAUCAGGAAGUGACGGGAAGUGACGGUGGGCGUCCCGAGCAGGAGAGCUAGGCUCAGUGCUAGCUGUGAGUUUGGAGAGAGUUGGGAAGUGUGUUUAUGUUGGCGUGGAUGUAAAGUCCUGCAGUGUUCUCCGCUGUUAAUAAAGCCAUUAAAGUGCAUCGGCGACGUGAGUCUCUCCUUCCCCACAACAAGCGGCAUUACAGUAUUGACCAGUGCACACCAGGAAAUAAACGGUGUCAUUUCUUACAGGCAUUGGCUGGACAGCUAUGUAGUGGGGCUUGUUUAACCUUUGCCUUGUGGGCAAGCAGGAAGGAGAGACGAUGCUGAGAGAUGUGUGUGUGUUCUGAGCUGCUGUCUGGUGGCCGCGUUCAAGAAAUAAAGUUGGCAGAAGCAACAGGAGAAGUUUCUUUCUUUGCUUCGGAGCUGAAUAACACUGACAAGUUAACAGACUAGUAGCGAACGGAAAAGAAGACGGCUUUGUUUGUGUCGAAUACAGAAGAUGAGGACUUUGAUGGAUUUGUGGAUGAGGAUUGAUGAAAAAUAACUCAACAGCUUCUUGCAAUCUGAGGAGGAUCUGAUUCUGCUGCUGGACUAGCGCACCAAUCGUAGCAAGUCUCUCAGCAUCCAUGAUAUUUGAGGAAUGGUGAGGUGAUGAAGCUACAAGAACAACACGUAAGCAAUGCCCGGGAAGAAGAUGUCACAUGCUUUGACAGCAGACAAACAGGGGAGGCUGAACCAAGAGGAGAUCUGGACUCAUUCCCGGCGAUGUCCUGAGAGACGGUGUUUGUCGCCUGGCACCGACAUGCUCCUCCUCCUGCUCUUUGUGGCUGCCGUGAGUCAGCUUCCAGGCCAGUCUGCUGCAUUCAGUGUCACGGCAGCCAUUACGAGAUGUCCCAUUAAGUACUAUGGACACCUUUACAACACUAUAUAUGUGAAUGUGACAAACGGCACGACGGCCGCUUGUUUUAAAGGUUACUAUGGCACCACCACGGACAACGACUGCGUUGUCGUACGAGUGCAACAAGGCAACCAAGGGCUGGUUGACAUCGGUAACCUGGUAAGGGCACCCCCUGACUCCAACGCUCACAUCGCACUUCCACAACUUACAGGGACGUCCACAUGCUACACAAGAGUGAGAAUAAGACAAGAUGGGACACCGAUUUUCAAUAUCCUUUUUCGGAAGUUUGGGGAACAGCAAGUUGCACGUUUCAGAAUCCAUCGAAACAUAAACCAAGACUCUGAUGCCACUACGAUGGUCAACGGUGAAGAAGUGGCCGUGUGGGAUAUUACACAAUCACGGGAUAUCUUCAAAGACAUAAGCGGCUGUAGACAUUCAGGUGUCUUUUACCUACCUGACACUGUGGCUUGUGACCACCAAGGCACCUACGUUUCCUGCAAUGGAACAGCAAACCUUGAAGACAUUCCUCAAGACAACGACCUAUGUGUAAAUGGUGCAAUAUGCACUGUGACCGCUUCCACCAUCAUUGAUCACCAUGGCAACACUACCUCAGUGGAGGAUCGAUGUGCCUACACUUUGCUGUCAGAGUCAGGGGUCCAGGUGGUGGGCGUCUUUCAGGAACGCCGUCGUAAAGAUGUGAUGUUUUUGGACUGCGUCAUCAUCCAUCUAGAUGAUCCAGACGUUGACAUCCACCUGGGACAAGGUGGCAGGGUUGAGGCCAACGACACAGAGCUGAACCUCAGCGAUUCACCUGAGGAGCAUCACGGUGUGGACCUCCUGAAGGAUGAAACUGGGGUGACCGCCAAUAUGACUCACUCCAACUACUCCACCUUGGUCUUCUUUGAUGGAUACACAGUUCACAUCCACACCACACAUUCAUGGACAUUGAAAGGAUCAGAUGAGUCAGUUACGCUAACGGAGAAUCUGGAGGGUUGGUGCAGCAACGCUACCAUGAGUUCAAAUGAUGUGAAGUCGUCCGAUUUCAGCUCUGAGGGUUGUGAGGUACAGUUCAACGACACUGUUGACGGCAGCAUCAACUGCCCCACAGUCAAUGAACGCUGUGAACUUUUGAGAGGAUGGCACUUCAGUGACUGCCAGGCUGACAUCGAUCCAGAGCCAUACAUCAUCUCCUGCAACAGCACUCUGUGCCAAUACCCCGAUGUGGAUGGUCUUAGGUGCCAGUUUCUAGAGGCCUACACUAAAGCCUGCAGCCUGAAGAACCACACUGUGGCCGACUGGAGAACAAUGGCCAACUGCUCGGCCACUCAGGCCUUCUGUAAUGACACCCUCUGUGUGGAUCAUGAGUUCUGUGCUGAGGGCCUCAGUGGUGACAUCAGAUGCUUCUGUCGAGCCAUUUUUGUUUCUGACUACAGAUCCAACAACUCUUUGGGCCAACCGGUGGUCUGCAGUCCAAAUUCUGCUUCAAUGACUCUGCUUGGUUGUCUCCUGGAGGAAAUAGAUGUUGACUAUUCUGACUUACACCUCAAUGAGGACUCCUGCAGAGGUGACAGAGACAUGAACCACAUGGUGACCUUCCGUUUCAACCAGAGCAACGUCUGUGGGGUGGAGGUCAUGGUCAACAACAGCCACGUGGUUUAUAAGAACAACUUCACCAUAGAAGGGGGCACCACUGAUGUUUUUGAUAGGUUCAACCAGUUUGACACUUUGGACUUCUCCUGCUUCAGCGGUCAACCUGCCAUUCAGAGCAUGGCCUUCAAGAUCAGAGCCAACUCUGUGGUCCAGCAGAUGGUAUCUGGAUCUUGGAAUUACAGUGUCAAAAUGACAGCCUACACUGAUGCUGACCACAGACAUGCUGUCACGUCAGAUACUGAAAUCCAGAUGAACCAGACCGUCUUUGUGGAGCUGAAGGUGUACGACCUGCUUGACAACCUGGUCAACUUGGUGACUGACUCCUGCUGGGCAACCAGCAGAUCAUCUCCCACUGAGGCUCGGAGAUACAACAUGAUCACUGAUGGAUGUUCUGAUAACGAGCGCCUCGUGAAGGUGCAGGUCAAUGGCGAGGCAACAUCCAGCUACUUCUCCUUCCACAUGUUCCACUUCUCAGGUCGAGGUCAUGGCAUCUACCUGCACUGCAAAUUUCAUCUGUGCGCCAAUCAGAACGUCACCUGUGGCCCGAGUUGUGGUGAACCUGCUAAGAGAAGAAGACGCAGGUCUGCCAAGCCUGAUUAUGUUGGUGAGAGUCCCGCCCUUAUCAGCAUGUCCUGGACCAAUUAGGUUGUUUCCAUGGUGACUUGGACAGGAUACUUAUACUGCUUGGACCUUUUGCAGUGGUUCAUUCUUUGUCCUGAAUAAGAACUAUCAUGAUUGAAUGUGUUUUCUGUUGAGUGAGCAGAAACUGCCGACACAGAUAGUGGUUGUGUAUUUCUGACCAUGUGUCAUAAUAAAAACAAUGCUUCAAGCACCUUUCACUGAUUCCUGAAGUCCUUGGAUUAAUACAGGACUAGUUAAAAACAGCCUUCCAUCCAUUUUCCUCCACUGAUCCGGGUCACGGCGACAGCAGGCUCAACAGGGAAGUCUACAUUUCCCGACCCCCGGCCACCUCUUCCACUUCCACCAGGGGGGUA